Mus pahari (shrew mouse) is the source of this 4470-nucleotide messenger RNA. Its product is annotated as leucine-rich repeat-containing protein 37A2-like. NCBI's taxonomy places the organism in Eukaryota, Metazoa, Chordata, Mammalia, Rodentia, Muridae. The transcript is spliced from 15 exons. Gene Ontology annotation, molecular function: protein binding. The record is from RefSeq and is a predicted model, not a curated record. The coding region runs from base 1 to 4470 and encodes 1489 amino acids.
AUGUUAUUACAGCCUUUAGAUCAAGAACUCACCAUGUCUUCUCAGCCUCCUGGAUAUACUCACCACUCCCCAAAUGCAGUGAGGACUGAAAACCAUACACCAGAAAAGAUUUUCUUUCCUUAUGCAGAACCUCCCGUGGGAAUGGUAGUUCAACCUCCAGAUCUGUUUUUUCUCAAACGUACAAAAUCUAAUCCUGUGCAAGAAACUCCAAGUCAGAUUACAAAAGCACCUAAAGAUGUUGCAGCUCACACUCUAGAAUAUAAGAAGAGGUUGCCUCCAGUCCCAGUUGAGGGUCAAGCUGAGUCUCCACCACCACCCAAUAUGUCAUUACAGCCUUUGGAUCAUGAACUCACCAUAUCUUCUCAACCUCCGGGUUGGACUCAUCACCCUCCAACUUCAAAGGAGACUGAAAACUAUACACCAGGAAAGAUUUUUCUUCAUUAUGCAGAUACUCCCUUGGGAAUGAUAGUUGAACCUCCAGAUCUGUUUUUUCUCAAAACUACAACAUCUGAACCUGUGCAGGAGACACCAACUCAGAUUACAGAAUUGCCUAAAAAGAUUGUAGCUCAAACUUUAGAAUAUAAAGAGGGCUUGCUUCCAGUUCCAUUUGGGGGUGAAGAUGAUUCUCCAACUCCACCCAAUGUUUCACUACAGCCUUUGGAUCAGGAACUCACCAUAUCUUUUCCUCCUCCUGGACGGUCUCAGCAACCGCCAAAUCUGAAGGAGAGGAAAGAAAAUCAGCCCAAAGAGAUUCUCUUUCACAAUGCAGAACCUUCAAUGGGAAUGGUAGUUGAACCUCUAGAUCUGUUUUUUCUCAAAACUAUGGAAUCUAGACCUGUGCAAGAGGCCCCAGCUCAGAUUACCCAAUCACCUAAAGAGGGUGUAGUUCAAACUCUAGAAUAUAAAGAGGUAGUGGCUUCAUCUCUAAUUGAGGGUAAUGCUAAAUAUGUAACACCCAGUGUUUCAUAUCAACCUUUAGACCUGGGACUCUUUGAAUCCUCUGGCUCCACUCCUGAGGUUUAUCAUUCUACUACUUUCAAUGAGACUACAGUUCCUUCUUCAGUGCAUCUUCAAGUUCCAAAGCCACAUUUGCACUCAAAUUUUUCUGUAACUCAACAACCUAGUACAAUGGUUAAACAUUCUUCCAGAGUGAAGGAGACUCCAGCUCAUCCUUCAGAGAUGCCUGUGCAGACGGUAGCUCAAGCUGUAGAGCAUUACCCAACAACAGUUUUAACUUCAGUUUAUAGUGAAACUCAACAUUCAAAUUUAUCAGCACAUUCCGAAAUCCUAACAACUACAGCCUCUUUUCCAGAGGCUGCACAUUCUGAAGUCCCAACAACCACAGCUCCUUACCCACAGGCUAUAUAUUCUGAAGUUACACUUUGUGAAGUCCCAACAACUACAGGUCUUUAUUCAGAGGCUACACAUUUUGGAGUCUCAACAGCUACAGCUGCUUCUCCAGAGAUUAUGCAUUCGAAAGCCCCAGAGACUACAGCUCUUACUCCAAAGUGCCCUGGUACAACAGGUCUAUCUCCAGAUCAGGCUGAGAAACAUCCAAGCCCAACAGUUCAAGUUUUGAAAAUGGAAUCUACCAUAACUCCAUCUUCUGAAAAAUCUAAUACAGAAAAUGAUUUAACUAUAGAAAAAGUCGCCUACACUUACACCAACAUAUGUGACUUCUGCUUGUGUGAAAAUGAGACACUGUUGUGUGUUCAUCCCAGCCCAAAAUGGAGACUCCACCAAGUGCCUGUGCCAAGUCCCAACACCUACAAUGACACUUUUGUUAUCUUAAAUUUCAAAGGAAAUGAUAUUUCUUACAUUGACAAAAACAUAUGGAAGGUAUACCGUUGGACUGAGAAAUUGAUUCUCAGUGAAAAUCACCUGACUGAAUUACAUAAGGAGUCAUUCGAAGGCCUGCUAUCCCUCCAGGUUUUGGAUUUAUCCUGCAAUAAAAUACACUAUAUUGAAAGAAGGACAUUUGAACCAUUACCUUUUUUGAAGUAUAUGAACCUUGGGUGUAAUUUACUCACUGAACUGAGCUUUGGAACAUUUCAAGCAUGGCAUGGAAUGCAGUUUUUACAGCAGUUAAUUCUCAGCCGUAAUCCUCUCACGGUUGUUGAAGAUCCCUACUUUUUUAAGUUGCCAGCAUUAAAACAUCUGGACCUGGGGACCACACAGGUGCAACUGACAACGGUUGAGAGCAUCCUCAUGAUGACUCUGGAGCUGGAACAUCUGAUCUUACCUAGCCACAUGGCCUGCUGUCUCUGCAAAUUUAAAGCUGAUAUUGAGGUUAUCUGCAAGACAGUCAAACUGCGUUGUCAUACCGGAUGUCUGACCAACACCACACAUUGUCUUGAAGACGCAUCUAUAAGGAACCCAGGAGGAGCAUUCAUGAAAGUGUUGCAGGCCCGGAAGGGGAACACCAGCACUGAGCUCAUUAUUGAACCAGAAAGGGGCAAUUCAGACAAGAAUUAUGCCAACUAUUCCAGUUCAAUGGAUGAAAAGUUAGACCUUAAUGAUGAAAAAGAUGUUAUGAGCGCACUAAAUUACAUACUGCCAUAUUUCUCAGAGGGAAAUAUGGAAGACGUAAUAUCCUCAAUGUUACCGUUCAUUAAACUCCUGUUUUCUCAGGAACGAGAUGCAGGUAAUUCAUUGGAAUCUUUGCAGAAAGCCCCAGGAAGUGUUCCUGUUACAAAUGAAUCUAAGUCCAGUAAUGUGACUUACAAAAAUAAAUUGAAUAAACUUUAUUUUUUAGAAAAUUUGUUAGACACAGACAUUGAUAAGAUUCAAAAGAAAGAGAAACCUGGGAGGCACAAAGCAAGAUCUAAAAAUGUAGGUCCCAAAUUUAAACAGCAAAUAUUUGAAAAGAGAUGGGAGCCUGCCCAGGCUGAGGAAGACAAUCUUGCAGAGAUUGAGAAGGCAGAGACAAGGCUCCACAGCAUGAGCAGGGUCCCCAAGGGGACAGGAAGCAUACAGAAAAGGCACUUCAAGGAAGUGAGUGGCAAGAGCCUGUGGAGCAGGCAGAGCAUCCAGACCCCUGUGGAGAGCCUCUCCAAGGACAGGCAGCUCCAGAGCCCACCCUCAAUGGAGCUGCAGCAGCUCGGUCUGGAGCAGAGGCCCAGGGAGUUCCUGGGCAAUUCCUUCCCCUCAGAGCCCUUGCUCCCAAAGGAGCACGGGGAGGAACUCUCUUCUUCUCCAGAACCACCCCUGCUGGACAAGGCUCCCACCACAAACUCUCUACCCGAGUUCAUAGACAGACGAAAAGACUUGUCUUACACCAUCUAUGUUUUAGAAAGUGCAAACGCUAAUGUGAAGAGAACGAAGGGUUCUAACCCAAGUUUACAACCUGACGCGAGGCAUCGAAACCUUAGGAAGAAAAAAUCUCAUUUCCAGUUGAUUGCAAAGAGGCCAGCAGCGUCCUCUGCCGUGAGGAGCCUGGUAAGUUCCCCUGCACGAGGGGUCUUUUCAUCUUUAGGAGACCCGAGGUACCCAGAAAGGCACUUUUCGGAAUUAUAUGCUGCUCCAGAGCCUUCUACAGAAAAGCCUCUUGAAGAAAAUCAGGCUGCAACAGAUAAUGUUGAAGAAAAUAUUCUUGAACAAAUCGUCACUAUGCCUGAAGAAACUACAUCAAAAAAUAAAUCUGCUAAGUAUCCUGCUGCAGAUUCUGAUAUAUCUAUACCCAAUAUACCAGGCUUAAUUCCACCUGUUCUGCAAACCAGUGAACCACAGUCACACUUCAUUUUCGGGUCUGACUCGCUCAACAACUUCGAAGAAUUUGCUUACCCAUCGCUGAUGUCCCCAGGAGAACAGUUUGAAUCUCAUCUCAACCAUCAGCUGCGGGUGCUCAUCCCCAACAACGAUGUGAGGAGGCUCAUCUCUCACGUUAUCAGGACUUUGAAGAUGGACUGCUCUGACAGUCAAGUGCAACUGUCCUGUGCUAAGCUCAUCUCCAGAACAGGCCUCCUGAUGAAGCUCCUCAGUGAGCAGCAGGAUUUCAAGCUGUCCAGGGCCGACUGGGAUACAGAACAGUGGAAAACUGAGAACUACAUCAACGAGAGCAUAGAAACCCAAGGCAAAAUGAAGAGUCUGGAACCAAAUCAGCUUGAAAAAGAAGUCUCAGAGUUUGGCUACAAUAACAAAAUCACCUUGGCGAUAUCUGUGACCGUCGCAGUGACAGUUUUGAUUAUCAUUUUCUGUCUCAUUGAGGUUUGUUCCCACAGAACAAAAAAGGGAGACGAAGAAAAGUACAUAUGGGGAAAGAAAUACUACAAGGAAAGAAAGAAUCAGGGAAAAUAUGUCUGGAUAAGGUUGCCACCUCGGCUUAGAAGCAUACUCAAACUCAGCAAGAAAAGUGGGCAUAAUUUAGGGGCCAAUACUCAGGAUGAAUUAUGGGAGGCCAAGAAAGGAACCAUAGUGGCAAUGAAGGUCCCUAACCAGGAAGAUAGUGAAGUACUUGAAAUCUCAGAAUGA